CUCUCUCUCUCUGUUUACUUCGCAGUUGUUUUUGAUUUGGUGCUCAAAGUUUCUUUCUUCAUCGUCUUUAUCUGUUUCUGUUGUUGUUUUCUUCUUCGAUGCUUAAUACUUGCAUUGACCUUAUUUCAUCUUCAUCAUUUUUGUUUUAACAAAAUUCUGUUUUUUUUCCAAAGAAUUUCCUAUUCUAUUCUUGUUUGUUUUCUUCUGUGAUCUUCUGAAAUAAAUUUGAUCCAAAAAAUAAAUAAUGCCUGAAAUAAGGCCUGAAUUCACACGUUUCUAUCAUGAUUUGGCAACACGUUUUCAUUCUGGUAUAAAUAAUAUUCGUUCAUUUGGACAACAGAUUACGACAAGAUUUCAUAAUAAUGAUAGUGGUGGCAGUGCAAUUGAUGAUAAUUCGAUUGAAAAUAAUGAUAACAACAACAACAACAAUAAUGAUGGUUCAUCAACAAAUCAACCACCAAGUAAUAGUAUGAAUCCAUUCCUUGAUUCAUCCACAAAUAAUAAUGAUCCAUUGAAUCCAUCGAAUGUUACAUCAUGUUCAACGAAUCGUUCAUCGAAUACAAAUCGCUCAAAUCGACGAUCAUCAUCACGUCAUCAUCAUCAUCAUCAUCAUCGUCAUCAUUCACAAACAUCAUCAUGUCGUGACCGAGAAUAUCAUCGACAAGCAUAUCAUCCAUAUUUGUUUAGUAGUAAUAAUCAUCAUCAUCAUUUAAAUUCAUCACCAAAUAAUGUUAGCAUAAUUCAUCGAAAUGGUCUAAUUACAUUACGUUCACUUGAUGAUUAUCAUUAUAAAGAUCGUAAUGUAUUGGCUGCUAUAUUAUCGAUAAUUGUUAUUGCAAUAUUGGCCACGGCAUUAGUACAACCAAAAUGGUUCUCUAUCUAUAAUGAUCUUUGUGUACCGACAACAACACCGCAACAACAGCAACAACAACAACGUUAUUUUACUAAAUCAGAUAAUUCUGUUGAUAAAGUAAACACGAUUAAUAAUAAUCCAUUAGCCUCAUCGUCGACAAUAUUUAAUUUACAACUAUCACCAAAACAUCAUUAUACACAGUAUAGGCCACAAUAUUAUCAUCAUAAUAAUGGUCCAUUUCAUUCAUCGUAUUCAACAUCCUAUCAAUUGACACCCGUUACUAUUUAUGGUUUAACACCAGAUUUUAAAACAUGUGCUAAUGCACAGAUUCUAGCAUUGAAACGUACAAUUAUUGGCCUAUGUUUUUUAGCUAUAAUGUGUACAUUGGUACAAUUUUUUAUGGAUACAAUGGGAACCUCCAGCCACCAUAAUCGUGGUGCUGGUGCUGGAAAAUGGUGGCUAAAUUCAAUGCGUCAAUAUGCUGUUGGAAAUAUUCUAUGCGUCAUAUUUUGCGUCUUAAUAAUUGGCCUUUGUUAUUUUAUAAGCCUCCUAUAUGAACGUGUACAGCUGCAACAAUUAUUUGAAACGAAAACACCAAUAUCUCCACAACAACAACAACCAAAUGCUGUUUGGAUCAAAAGUCGUAUGAUUAGCCGUGCAACAUUAUUUGCGACUACAACAACAACGGCCAAUGGUGGUGGUGGUGGUGGUGGCGGUGGCAGUAUUGUUCAACCAUUAGAUUACCUUACUAUCCAUCAGAUUGAAGUAAAAUUUGAACUAUCCUAUUAUCUAAUUACAUUGGCUGGUUUUCUAUCGAUUCUUGCUUCUGCUGCUAAUCUAUUUCGUCGUCCAAGACAAAUAUUUAUUGAACGUAUUGGUGGUUUCAAUGAUGGAUGUAGCUAUAAUGGCCGUUAUCAUCACCAUCAUCAUAAUCGUUCAUUAAUGGCACGACGUUUACGAUCAACAUCAAAUGGCAAUCAUUAUCACAAUAAUGGUGAUGAAAAUUCAUUACUAAAUUCUGAUGUAUUAUUGAAUAAUUCAUUAGAAUCAUCAUCAUCAAACACAACACCAACAUCAUCAUCAUCACCAUAUGAUUUAUUUACAAAUUGGACACUUUAUUGUACAAAUUCCAAUAAUAAUAAUAAUCAUUCAACAUCAACAAAUGGUCAUCAUUCAUCAUCGAUUAUAAUGCCACCGUCAACACUGCCACCACCGCCAUCAUCUAUUAUACCUCAUUCAUCAGCAUCGUGUCCACCACCACCACCAUAUUCGCCUUGAUAUUUUUUUUUUGUUUUUUUUGUUGCAUAUUUUUAUUAGGAAUAAUUUGAAAAUUUUAAUCCAUCACAUAUAUACACACUACCCACACACACACACACACACAAUUUACUAGACCUUGAGUUCUAGUCUCUUUAUAAAUGUCCCACUAUUUUUCGGUUUUGCUUUCUUUAACUUUUUUUUUCUUAUUCACCAAAAAAAAACAAAUGUCAUUCUUGUACGUUUUUGUUGUUGUUGAUACAAAUGAUGUACAAAGAGUUGAAAAUAAUUGGCAUCUCUCUCUCUCUCUCUCUCUCUCUUGUCUUGUUUCAAAUUGAUUUACACACACCCAGACACUAAUUU
Molecule: messenger RNA, 2470 nt
Organism: Dermatophagoides farinae (American house dust mite)
Lineage: Eukaryota; Metazoa; Arthropoda; Arachnida; Sarcoptiformes; Pyroglyphidae
Biological process (GO): negative regulation of cell population proliferation; negative regulation of TOR signaling
Cellular component (GO): membrane
Source: RefSeq, a predicted model, not a curated record